Paramecium pentaurelia is the source of this 1207-nucleotide messenger RNA. The record is from the annotation of a GenBank genome assembly. Lineage: Eukaryota; Ciliophora; Oligohymenophorea; Peniculida; Parameciidae.
AUGGAUAACUCAGAAACAAAAGAAAAUCAAGAAAAAUAAUAUAUUUGUAUUGAUCCAAAAUGUGAUUAAUCAAAUAGAUUAUUCAAAUCAAAAAAUGAAAAUCAUCCUCAUAAAUCUCAUGAUCAUUAAUUAUACUCUGAAUUCUAAAAACUAAUUCGUGCAUAAUUUCCAUAAUAAAUUCGAGAAUAAAUUAAUCAAUUAUUUAACAAGGAUGAAUUAAUCAAAGCAAUCUAAACUAGAUCAGUAUAAAUGCAUGAAUCUGUCAAAAAUUUUGAAGAAAAUCUAAUCAAGUAUAUGUAACUCUUUAUGAAUCUUUAGAACUAUCGAAGCAUAUGAUGUUUUGGGUGCUGAUAAAGCUUCCAUUAAUUAAACUUUGAGUUAAUUAAAUGAACAAAAUCCACCUUAACAACUUAAUAUUUAAGGAUUAAUGCAUGUCCUUAAAUUCAAUAAAUUAGGCCCUUAAAAAGUCUUGGAAAAAUGGAAAAGAGAGAAUGACAUAAUUCUAAAAGAACUAAGUACAUAAGCAGAUACAGCCUUAAAAACCUUAGGAAAUGUAACAAUUUCAAGCUAUAUGCAUAUUUAACAUCUAUAAAGUCCUUAGAUAUUAUAAAAGUAAUUCAUAAUCACCUAUAUAGAAUGCACUUUGCUUGGAGUCAAAGUUUUAAAGCAAGUUCUAUUACAAUUAGAGAAGAUGCAGCAUAUGAAAAAGGAAAUGCAAUGGGAUUGAUUUGCAUUUAAUAAAUAUUGGAAAAAGAUCAAGUAUAGAGUCUCACUAUUGAUGUAAAAGAAAGAGCUGGAGUAUUGUAAUAUUUAAUAAUUAGAAUCUUUAUAUUGGAGUUGUAGAUAUGAAUGAAAGAAAGUAAAGAGGUAGAAAAGCAUUCAGUUUUCAUGAUUGGAAUGAAUCAGGACAUGGGUUAUAUCUGCUCUAUCAUGGAGGAUGUAGAAGAAUCUCUUAAUAUUAGAUGUUUUUAGUUCAAAUGAUUUAUCAAUAAAUAGUAAGAAAGCCGGUUUUACAUUUGAUUAAAAUGACAAGAUUAUUCUAACUUGGAAUGGGCCUGAACAUGCUGUCACUAUUCUCAAAGUAGGAAGUAGCCAUGUAAUAAUUUAUAUAAAUAACAUUAGUAAUUUACAUUCAAAGUCAAUCCUGAUGGAUAAUAUCAUUUUGCAGCAGGUUUGUUCAAAUGUGAAAUAAGAUUGCUUGAAUGAA